Cladophialophora carrionii CBS 160.54 is the source of this 1830-nucleotide messenger RNA. RefSeq lists its product as uncharacterized. The transcript is spliced from 2 exons. The record is from RefSeq and is a predicted model, not a curated record. Gene Ontology annotation, biological process: transmembrane transport. NCBI's taxonomy places the organism in Eukaryota, Fungi, Ascomycota, Eurotiomycetes, Chaetothyriales, Herpotrichiellaceae. Gene Ontology annotation, molecular function: myo-inositol:proton symporter activity. Gene Ontology annotation, cellular component: membrane. The coding region runs from base 1 to 1830 and encodes 609 amino acids.
AUGUCCAAACUCGAUACCCAGCAUCAGGAAGAAGUGGAGACUGAGGGCGCCCAGUCAUCUUCGCGGCAGGAUUCACUCAGAUGGGGGCAUGCCGAGCACAAUGUGCCCGCCGGAGAUGCUGUCUUCGACCAGGUUGAGCAAUUCGCUGACCUUUAUGGAUUGACUGAGCAUGUUAAGGUGCUGCGCAAAGCUGCAGUGCUUGUACAGGGUGAAGCGUCGCUAGCCGAUAUCGACCUCAGCGGUUCAGAGUUUCGAUCCUUGCACGACGAGACGGACCGGCGGUGGCGGCAACCGAAGAUGCUUUACUUCACCAUUUUGGUAUGCUCGAUCGGUGCCAUAGAGCAAGGCUGGGCACAGACCGGCAUGAACGGAGCCAAUUUAUAUUUCCCGAAGGCGCUUGGGGUUGGCUCCAAUAGCAAGCAUGACAACUUCGUGGUGGGCUUGAUCAACAGUGCGAUAUAUCUCAGCACAGGGCUUGUUGGCGCUUGGCUCUCAGAUCCUGUCAAUAGUCGACUCGGGCGGCGUGGUGCGAUUUUCACAGGAGCAUCGUUGUGCCUAGUCUCAAAUCUGGGGUCUUCUCUGAGCAGAACCUGGCCGCAGUUGCUGGUCUCUCGAUUUCUGUUGGGCAUUGGGCUUGGCCUAGACGCAAGCACCGUGUCUGUCUACGCUGCUGAAUGCGCGCCAGCAGGCAUCCGGGGAGGUCUUGCAGUAUCAUGGCAGAUGUGGACAGCAUUUGGGAUAUUCCUAGGAUUUGUGGCCAAUGCUGCAGUCUACCACUACGGCGAUAACGCCUGGCGGUUGCAGCUGGCGGGCCCGUUCAUUCCGACCAUCCCUCUGCUUAGCAUGUUGUACUUCUGCCCCGAAUCGCCCGCAUGGUAUCUGAAGAAUGGGACCCGCUAUGAUCUUGCUUUUCGAUCUUUGGUCCGACUCCGGAAUACAGAGCUUCAGGCGGCCAAAGAGCUCUACUCAACCUACCGACAACACAUUGUCAAGUCGAAAUUCGCGGACCCCGAGGAACCCUCCUUCUCACGGAAAAUCUUCAAUCUAUUCACUGUCCCUCGCAUCCGACGGGCGACGACGGCUUCGUAUGUUGUGAUGCUCUCUCAGCAGCUGUGCGGGAUCAACAUUAUCGCAUUCUAUUCGUCGACAAUAUUCUCGGAUGCCGGCUUCUCCGAUUUUGGUGCGCUUUUGGCAUCCUGCGUUUUUGGCUUCGUCAACUUCCUGGGCGCCUUUCCUGCCGUAUGGACGAUGGACACGCUAGGACGGAGGUCGCUUCUGCUAUUAACGCUACCGAUGAUGGCGGUGACAAUGUUAGCGACAGGCCUGUCUUUCAACAUCCCAGCAGACAACGCGGCACAUUUUGGAGUGCUCGUCGGGCUUAUUUACCUCUUCUGCGCUCUGUACUCACCAGGAAUGGGCCCAGUUCCCAAUACUUACUCAGCGGAAGUGUUCCCCCUCUCACAUCGAGAGGUGGGAAUGAGCUUUGCCGUCGCUACGGCUAAUUUCUGGGCAGCCGUGCUGUCGCUGACAUUUCCUCGCAUUCUUACUACUCUCAAGUCUCAAGGCGCCUUUGCUCUAUAUGCAGCACUGAAUGUGGUGGCAGUGAUACUGAUCUUCUUUUUACUGCCGGAAACACGACUGAAAACACUCGACGAACUCGAUGAUGUCUUCUCUAUUUCCACAAGGGCAUUUGUGAAAUACCAGGUCACGGAGUACUUACCCUGGUUCGUGAAGCGGUACAUACUGCGUCAGAAGGACGUUGAUCUCCGGCCAUUGACACAUGAUGGAGGGUACCUCGAGCUUAGACAAGGUGAAGAGAUGGACGGCUGA